This is a messenger RNA of Spodoptera littoralis (African cotton leafworm), 2125 nucleotides long. The record is from the annotation of a GenBank genome assembly. Lineage: Eukaryota; Metazoa; Arthropoda; Insecta; Lepidoptera; Noctuidae.
AAAAAUUUUAACAUGUGGCAACUGGACGCAACUGUCAUUUCAUAACGGUUGCGGAACACCUGCCGGUUUUUUUGUUUACAAUAUUCAAACGGAAAGUUAUGAAUGAAAGUUAUUCUUCCGAUUAUAAAUUCGUGAUAAAAAGUACUGAUUAUUUCGUGUAGUGUGUGUAUGUAUUGAUUUUCUUGAUGUUUACUGCGGUUUCUGGGAUUUAUCAAGGUCACAAUGGACUCCAUAGACAACAACCAGUUUGAAAUAAAACCUAUAAAAAGCAAAAGGAAGAUUGCAGCACCUUGUCCAAACACAUACUUGAAUCCGGCACUGGACAUCCUCGCCAACGAAGACCCUAUGUGCAACACAGCCAUGGAAGUCAUCCCCAUAAAGAAACGGAAAAGAACUAGGAGUUGUGGAGACAUAGCUACCUUCGACAACUCCGCUUUAGACCUAGGUGUCAACAAAGCCGUAGUUAACAAAGUAUUAGCGAGAGAAAUCGAAAAUGUACGCAAAAAUGUACAAACUGACAACUCUACUGAUGUUAGUAUGAAUUCCGAAAUUGUGCGCAAAAACAUUCAAAGUAAUGUUACUGACGUCAGCAUGGAUGUUAUUGAAACUGAACCAGUUUAUGCCAAUUUAACUGAAAUACAACAUUCCCAAAAACCUGUAGACUCAUCUAUAACAAUAAUAGAUGAAACACAGAAUAAUAUAGUUUCCAAGAUUGAUAAUAAUGAUGUUAUGGAAGUAACUAUACCGAACGAUGAUAUAGAUUCAGGCAUAUCAGUUUUGGAACAGAAGUCUUUAAGCGCAGUGAUGAAAGAUGACACUACCAUGCCGUCUCCCAUAAUAAACAUACAAACAAAUGUUACAAACCAAGUAUUUAUAAAUAACUCGAGUAAUCUUAAUCUCAGUUUCAUAGACAGACUUGGAUUGGACUCACCGAAUUUAUCAAACCAGUCUCUGUUCUACGAUGAUGAUUUAAACGAGAGCAACAUAAUGGAGAUCAAAACGAUUACAAUUAUAACUAAAAAGAAACGAAUAAACACUAAGAAUACUAAUCCUUUCUUAGAUCCGAACAUAGUAAAUGUUGUUCCGAGUUUAGAAGGGAAACAAAACCCAUUUUUGAACCUAGAUGCUAAACCAGAACUGGAAUAUAAUGAGGAAGUCCUAACUAGACCUGUAGAAGUACCAAACCAGGCUGAGAAAGUGCUAGAACCACGAAGACUCUUUGGAGAUACAAACAGUACAAUAUCAACUGUAAAUGAAUCUUUAGAGCAACACGAGUAUGAGAAUAUUGACAAUUACAGAUCAGAUAGUCCCGUAUAUGAAAAUAUUGAAGAAGUCAAUGAAUUUAACAAGCAAAGCCGGAUUUUAGGACACGAUGUCUCUCAGUUCAGUGCUAUAGACAUCAUAAAUAUAAAUAAAAACUCACACCAAGAUGUAUCUAACGAAUCUAAUGAGAGCAAGAAAUCGAAGAACCCACUUUUGAGAGUUGGUAACAGGUUAUCCAAAAGAGUCUUCAAAACACUACGAAAAACUUUUAAAGGAGAAAAAGCAGAUAAUAACAUCACAUUAAAUCCAUACGAGGUACCAAGGAAACCGCCUAAACAGAAGACAGAGACAAAAGACUCGGGUAUUGAAAACCCAGCAUUAAAUUUAGAUAAUUCAGAUGAAAUAGAGAUCGAAGAAUUAGAUGAACAUGAAUAUGAGACUGUAAAAACAUUAAGAAACACACAUUUAAAUAUGAAUAUCACUCCUUUGAAGGAAAGGAGUGAUAAUUCAGAUAUUUCACAUAAUAGAACUAAUACACCUGGAAAGAAAGUGCGAUUUGAUUCGACGCUGAAUCAAGAGAAGGUGAUCACAGGGAACAGUUUUGAUUAUGAUAUCCAGAGCCCGGGUUUUGAUGCUAAAAUAGAUAAAUAUCAUGAUGAACUAGAAAAUUGUAUUAAUGAGAGGAAAUAUUUACAACAGAAUAUGUGAAAAUAUCGAUCUGUAAAUACUAAGUACUUAGGACUAAUUAGGUCGUAGGAUAUCGUAAAUGUGUUUAUCAAUCUUGAACUGAAGAAAAAGUACCUUUUAUCAAAUAUUUUUGUUUUGAAAUUAUUAAAGUGAAGUACUUACAUGCACUAAGUUU